CAAGCGAGGCGGACCUGUUCAGGAGUUGGAUGGGGGCCAUUUCAAAGCUCAGCCUCUCAACCAACUUCCUUGCCUCUGUUGCCAGUCAGGUCCCUCUACCUGCUAAUGCUCCCGCCCGCCAUGUCAUUUAUCAGCCCGCUUCUGCUGCUUCUACUGGCGGCAGUGGGAGUGAGGAGAAGGCAGAGGAGAAGGCAGGAGAGAAGGCAGAGGAGAAGGCAGAGGAGAGGGACAGGCUAGCAUGUCUGCUGAUGCCGGCGCUGCUGGCCUCGCGUCUCCUCGCUGCCAACAUCACGGUCCUGUUCAGUGACCCCUCAACUGCAUGGCUUCGCAACCCCCUGCCUUACCUCCCUGCCAAUUUCUCCGUCCUCCUCCCCUCCACCUCCCACUCCCCCAACCCCCCCACUCUCAACACCACCACUCCCACCCCUCUCGACCGAUCCCACCUCGGUUCUCUCUCCCCUUGGCUGUUACUGCUCCGCCCCUCCUCUCCUUCCUCCUCCUCCGCUCAAUCCCCCUCCUCUCCUUCCACCUCCUCCGCUCACCCCACCUCCACUCACGCCCUCGCCCUCUCUUGGGGGUUACAAGCAUUCAAGUCUCUGUCCAAAGAGCCGUCUCUUUCAGGCAAGGCGGAGGGAGAUGGGGGGAGCACACCCCUUCGCUUGUCAGUGGCUGUGCAGAGUGCUUUCAACCAUGCUAUAGCACGUGUGGUGGAAGCACAGGCAGGUGAACGGGCAGGUGAAGGGGCAGGUGGUGAAGGAAUCACGAUCGGGUUUUUGCCUGGGGGGUUGUUUCCGCCAAGUGCGGUGGUGUGUGAGGAGAGGCAGUGGGUGCAGCAGCAUAGGGAGGAGGUGGUAGCGUUUCACAACAGCUGUGGGGCCAGCGUGGAGAGCAAGGAGUCAAUGCUGAAGGAGCUGCAGCUGUGGGUGGAUGGCUGA
Closterium sp. Naga37s-1 is the source of this 935-nucleotide messenger RNA. NCBI's taxonomy places the organism in Eukaryota, Viridiplantae, Streptophyta, Zygnematophyceae, Desmidiales, Closteriaceae. The record is from the annotation of a GenBank genome assembly.